Messenger RNA from Nycticebus coucang (slow loris), 1279 nucleotides. RefSeq names its product deoxyribonuclease 1 like 3 (gene DNASE1L3). Bases 304 to 1221 code for a protein of 305 amino acids. Gene Ontology annotation, molecular function: DNA nuclease activity. Gene Ontology annotation, cellular component: nucleus. The record is from RefSeq and is a predicted model, not a curated record. The transcript has 8 exons. Gene Ontology annotation, biological process: apoptotic DNA fragmentation; programmed cell death involved in cell development. Lineage: Eukaryota; Metazoa; Chordata; Mammalia; Primates; Lorisidae.
UCAGAGCUGGCUCCCGUUUGGGAUAUGAGUGACUUUGGAUGGUGCCUAAAUUAGGCGUGCCAAUUUCCUCACCAGGGUGAGAAAAACAGGGGCUCCUAAAAAUCUACCCAAUAUCUUCAUUUCCUUGGGGAUUAAACCCAUGAUCUUCAGUUCCUCAGAGAAUUGAAAGUAGCAACGAGGAAUCCAGUAAUUCCUGUUAUCUGUAGGCUUUAUAAGGCAGUGGUGCCGGCGGAGGUGGCCAGGAUCCUGUACUCCAAACACUGCUGCCUUCUCCUGGAGCCCUGAAGCCAGAGCAGUGCUAGGAUGUCACAGAAGCUGGCCCCUCUGCUGCUUCUCCUCCUCUCUGUCCAGGGUGCCCUGGCCCUGAGGAUCUGUGCCUUCAAUGUGCGAUCCUUUGGGGAAAGCAAGAAGGAAGACCAGAAGGCCAUGGAUGUCAUUGUGAAGGUCAUCAAACGCUGUGACAUCAUCCUCCUGAUGGAAAUCAAGGACAGCAACAACAUGAUCUGCCCCAUGCUGAUGGAGAGGCUGAACGGAAAUUCAAGGAGAGGUAUAACAUACAACUAUGUUAUUAGCUCUCGGCUUGGAAGAAACACCUAUAAAGAACAAUACGCCUUUCUCUACAAGGAAAAACUGGUAUCUGUGAAGAAAAACUACCUCUACCAUGACUAUCAGAAUGGAGACACAGAUGUAUUUUCCAGAGAGCCCUUUGUGGUCUGGUUCCAGUCACCUCACACUGCUGUCAAAGACUUUGUGAUUGUCCCCUUGCACACCACCCCAGAGACAUCUGUUAAAGAGAUCGAUGAGCUGGCCGAUGUCUACCUGGAUGUGAAACGCCGUUGGAAGGCAGAGAAUUUCAUUUUCAUGGGUGACUUCAAUGCUGGCUGCAGCUAUGUCCCUAAGAAGGCUUGGAAGAGCAUCCGCUUGAGGACUGACCCCAGGUUCGUUUGGCUGAUUGGGGACCAAGAGGACACCACAGUCAAGAAGAGCACCAGCUGUGCAUAUGACAGGAUCGUACUUAGAGGGCAAGAGAUCAUCAGUUCUGUUGUUCCCCAGUCCAGCAACAUCUUUAACUUCCAGGAAGCUUACAAACUGACUGAAAAGGAGGCCCUGGACGUCAGCGACCACUUUCCAGUUGAAUUUAGACUACAGUCUUCAAGGGCCUUCACCAACAGCAAAAAAUCUAUUGCUCCAAGAAAGAAAACAAAGGCCAAACGCACCUAGAUACGAGGGUGCCAUUUGAUUAAACAGUUCUUGCCUCUAAAUAAAAUGGCUCUAACAG